AUGACUACAGCAGAGUUGACAAAGGAAAUUGGCGAGGAACUAGUUAGGAAGUUGCCUUCCAUGCGUGAUGAUAAUCCCUCUAUAUGGACGCCUGCCAUGGAGCAAUAUAUAAACACUACUCUUAAGAAAACCGGGAAUGAUUUCAGGUGGGCAGUCCUGGAUCAUGUGUCAGACACUGGAAAUGAGUUGUUCAAGUCAUACUGCGAAAAAGUUCUUCUCGAUUUUUUUCACCUCUUCGAUGUUCAUUCAGCCAUGCCCCGGAAUAUUGGUAAACGCAAGUACAUCAUCUACCUUGUAGCAUCACUCUUUAAGUUUUACGAGACCACCUUUGCAUAUCUUUAUUUUGAUUGGAUAGAGUCAUUUGCUCGUGCUGCGAAAAUGAUAAAAUCAUCAACAUUUUCAGGAAUUGUGCGGGUUGAUGCAAAGGCAACAAGACAUUCAGAUGGUCUUGACAUAUGGCAUAUGGAAGUUGCCGGUCCCUCUGAAAAUGCCUCCGAUGAUCACAUCAUUAAUGACGUGAAAAAGGCUCUCCAUACAGACCUUUUGAACCUAGUAGCGAUAUUGAGGAAUCAUCUUAAUUGUGACGUCAAUAUUGCUAUGAAAAUAAAGGUGUUCUGUACCCAGGCAAUUAGUGAGUAUAUUGUGUAUGCUACAACCGAGCUCGCCUCCAUUGUCAUUCCAUUCAGUUUCAAUGGUAGAAGUCAGUAUAAAUCCAUUCUAAGGAUGAUGGCAAUAUUCCAUGAAGAAAUCGAAAAGCAAGAAAUAUUAAUAGAAGAGAUCAAUUGUUAUGUAGCAAUAAUGGCUUAUAAUGACUUAAAAGAAAAAUAA
Funneliformis geosporum is the source of this 828-nucleotide messenger RNA. Lineage: Eukaryota; Fungi; Glomeromycota; Glomeromycetes; Glomerales; Glomeraceae. The record is from the annotation of a GenBank genome assembly.